Stylophora pistillata is the source of this 2055-nucleotide messenger RNA. RefSeq names its product thioredoxin-related transmembrane protein 2-A. NCBI's taxonomy places the organism in Eukaryota, Metazoa, Cnidaria, Anthozoa, Scleractinia, Pocilloporidae. Gene Ontology annotation, molecular function: protein-disulfide reductase activity. Gene Ontology annotation, cellular component: cytoplasm. The record is from RefSeq and is a predicted model, not a curated record.
AGACUUAAAAAGAAGAACGGUAUGAUUUGUUUUACGUGUUUGAAAGCAUUCUACUUUCUGAUACCCAUGAAUGGGAAACCUCGGUUUGAGUGCGAGGCCAUCUACUGUCACGCAAUGAGUUCAGCGGUAAUUUUGGAAAAUUGACAUUAAUAUGAAACCAGUCCUGAUAUUCAUCAAGAAAAUCGCUGUUUAGUUAGAAAAAGAACAUGAAGUUAGAUUCGUUAAAACCAUUGCUUAGUGGCCACUAUAUUUUGAAUCCUAUAGCUUGCUUAUUAUACGUUAUAUUACGGUGUUUGGAGCCGUUUUGUGGUUGGCUUUUCCCUGGUGAGGAAUGUCAAAUCAGCUGGCGGGACUUUGAGCUACUGUCAUUUCUUAUGAUUGUCCUUGCAGUUAAAAACAGAAAGUGGAAGCCAGCUUCUUGGCAAGAGAUAGCAUCAAUGGUGUUCUUGUUUAGCAAAAUUGCAAACUUUGUUCUUUUUGCACGGUCAGAUCUUAGGCUUGGUCUUAUUUACCUGAUCAUUUGCUUGGUUUUGUUUUUGUUAUUUCCUGAGCCAUCGUACAGUGGACCUGAUGAAAUAUUCUUCUUCAGAGGACCAGCACUUGAUGAUGCCUUACGUGAUAACCCUUCUGUCACAUGGUUGGUAGAAUUUUAUGCCCCCUGGUGCCCCCCCUGUGUCAGAUUUGCUCCAACAUUUGCCGAACUUUCUCUCAGAUACAACCACAGUCAUCUUCGGUUUGGAAAACUAGAUGUUGGAAAAUAUCCAAUUAUAGCCCAAAAGUACAAGGUAGAUGAAUCUGUCAUUUCUAAACAGCUUCCAAGUUUAAUUCUCUUUGAGGGUGGAAAGGAAACAAAAAGAAGGCCAUUGGUUGACAGGAAACGUGUUAUAACUCCUUAUACCUUCACUGAGGUCAACAUUGAACGAGAUUUCAACUUAAAGGAACUUAAGAAAUCUGCUGAGGACAGGCAAAAACUGGAAGAGAAGAACUCAAAGAAGACCAAAAAUAAGGACGAUUAACUGAUAAGAAAGGAAUUGAAUAAUUUACAAACUUAUUAGCUAACAAUAACACCUUUAUAAAGGAUUCAUUAGAUUCUGACUUCUGGUCAUUCUGCUGGCGUAUGAUGAAAGAAAAAGAGAAUGUUUUUGGUCGUUGGAACCGUACUAAGAGUGCAGAGAGAAAAAAAAAAAAAGAAACGACAGGUUCUUCUCAUUUCAGACAUUUCCCUCACAGCACCACUGUUAAUUCUUAAUACUGUUUCUUUUAUUUUUCGUAAAGUCACAACGAUCUUAUUAUUAGUUAGUUCCCUCAAUGGACUUUUGCGCACGUUACUUUUAGCGGAAAUCUGUUAUGGCUACACUUGACUACUGCUGUUCUUUGGAGAUGCAUUUCUAAUCGCUUACUGCAGCAUAACAAGAUCACUGGUUCUCUAACACUGUAAACUCAAGCGAGCUUUAUUUGGCUCAUUUUUAUUGAGAAAGGUGGAGUAGGAUAGGUAAAGGAAUGACGCAGUGUAAGGGGGAGUGAAAUAACUCAGUAAAGGGAGGGGUGGGCCACCACAGAGUAAGGGAGAAGUGGGCCACCACAGUGUAAGGGAGGGGUGGGCCACCAUGGUGUAAGGGAGGGGUGGGCCACCAUAGUGUAAGGGAGGGGUGGGCCACCACAGUGUAAGGGAGGGGUGGGCCACCACAGUGUAAGGGAGGGGUGGGCCACCACAGUGUAAGGGAGAGAAGGAAUGAACUCUCUAAUGGCCAAGGUGUGAGGAGUAUUAUUUAAACAUGUUUGUCCCUGCAAAUACAUUUAUGAAUACAUACUAUAAAAUAACAUAACGGAGGAAUCGCUUUUGAUCUCAGGAACGAGGUACCAGAGGUUGGGUAAACUAAACACGUCCUCCAACGUUGACAACUCUCUACGUCUUUCCAUUAGGAACACGCUAAGAAAAACCAUUUGAACGUCAUUUUAUGGUCAAAUAAACCUUUUAAACGACAAUGCGAGAACAAAGAGUCGUAAAUUUUUAACCUGUAAAGGAAAUAAAGAUUUCGUUUUUCGUUUAUGGUA